UAAAUGUCAAACGUAAGUCGGAAUCGUUGAGAGUUGGGAUGGAUCAUCGGUUUUCGACUGUUGGAAAAACUAACUUGUUGUCUUAAAUAAUCAAUAAAUUUAGUGCUAAAAUGCGGAGUUUAGUAAAAAUCGCAAUUCUUAUUGCGAUUUCGUUGUGUCUAUUUCACUAUGUUGAAAGUCAAGCGAAAAGUCGAGGUUCCUUAACACUUUCGGAGAAAGUGCAACAACUUUUGGACAUGAAUGUGAAAAGGCCAGUGAUGCGUUUCAACGGGAACCGCUUUCGGGAAUUCGUAAAAACCGUACCUCGUAACUAUUCCGUUGUCAUCAUGUUUACGGCAAUGGCACCGGCUCGGCAAUGUGUGAUAUGCCGACACGCACACGAUGAGUAUACGAUAGUAGCCAAUUCGUAUCGUUACUCGCAAACCUACUCGAAUAAGCUGUUUUUCGCCAUGGUCGAUUUCGACGAAGGAUCUGAUGUGUUCCAAAUGCUUCGAUUGAAUACAGCGCCAGUGUUCAUUCAUUUUCCGGCGAAAGGAAAACCGAAACCGGCGGACACUAUGGAUAUUCAGCGAGUAGGUGUUUCGGCGGAAGUGAUCGGCAAAUGGAUACAGGAGCGAACCGAUAUUCAAAUUAAAAUCUUCCGCCCUCCGAAUUAUUCAACGACGGUGGCUGUUCUGAUGCUUACCGCAUUCGUUGGAGGAUUCUUGUACUUGCGCCGCAACAACUUGGACUUUUUGUACAACAAACAAAUGUGGGGAUUUCUUGCGGUCAUUUUCUGCCUGGCAAUGGUUUCGGGUCAAAUGUGGAAUCAUAUCAGAAGUCCACCGUUUGUACACAAGGGCCAAAACGGCGGCAUUGCCUACAUACAUGGCUCAUCUCAGGGGCAGUUGGUGAUUGAAACAUACAUUGUUAUGUUUUUGAAUGCCAUGAUUGUUGUCGGAAUGAUCUUACUGACCGAAUCUGGUUGGCAAACUGACGCAAGGAAGGGUAAAAUUGCUGCUAUUGUUGGUUUGGUGCUAGUCGCGGUGUUCUUUUCUCUUAUCUUGUCGAUCUUCCGAUCGAAGGCUCAGGGCUAUCCGUAUAGCUUUUUAUUCAAAUAAAUGUUCGAAUGUGCACCGGUUGACUAGAGUGCAAUGAUGUUCCAAUGGUAGGCCGUCAAAAUAAACGGAGUUUGACAUUUUAAACAUACAUACCAAUUACCACAAUCACAUAGACAGCGUGUACUGUUCGUAUGUUGGCCUACUAAUUGAAGCGAGUAGAGUGAAAUCACAUUGAUUUACUAGUGAAAACUAUUUAGUGCAAAAAAGAUGCUCCGUCAGAAUCACCAACAGAGUUGCGUAAUUGUUUAUAAGUUUUUGUUUAGCGGUUGAAAUAUCGAAAAUUUGUUUUUUCCUUACUAACUGGAUAGAAAAUAGUCGAGAGUGAGAGACAGAGUAAAAUUCAGUAUCACAAGCCGAA
Malaya genurostris is the source of this 1458-nucleotide messenger RNA. RefSeq names its product tumor suppressor candidate 3 (gene Ostgamma). The coding region runs from base 111 to 1100 and encodes 329 amino acids. The record is from RefSeq and is a predicted model, not a curated record. Gene Ontology annotation, cellular component: oligosaccharyltransferase complex. The transcript is spliced from 4 exons. NCBI's taxonomy places the organism in Eukaryota, Metazoa, Arthropoda, Insecta, Diptera, Culicidae.